GCGAUGUACAACUUGAUGGCACAUCAAUUUGAAGCUUUGCACUUUCUUGCUAAUGUCAGGGAGAAAUCAGAUAAGGAUGGUCUAGUGCAUAUCCAAGAGACAAUGCUGUCUGAGUUGGUGGGGGAAAGAAAUAUCAAGUUAGGAGAUGUACAUCGAGGAAUUCCAAUACUACAACACAGACUUUGUGGGAAAAAGGUCUUCCUUGUGCUUGAUGAUAUUAGCAAAAAAGAACAAUUGCAUGCAACUGCCGGAGGACUUGAUUGGUUUGGCCCUGGUAGCAUCAUCAUCAUAACAACAAGGGAUAAGCAUAUGUUAGAUGUUCAUGGAAUUCAAAAACAGUACAUGGUCGAUGAAAUUAACUUUGUGGAAGCCCUUGAAUUGUUUAAGUGGAAUGCUUUCAAAAUCAAAGAAGUUGAUCCAUGUUACAAGGAAGUCACAGAGCGUGCAAUGUAUUAUGCCAAUGGCCUUCCAUUGGCUUUGGAAACGAUAGGCUCGAAUUUGUUUGGCAAAACCUUGGAUGCAUGGGAAUCUGCGUUAGAAACUUAUGAGAGAAUUCCAAAUAGAGAUGUUCAAGAAGUUCUAAGAGUUAGCUAUUAUAGGUUGGAUGCUUAUGAGGAUACGUUACAGAUAAGCUUGAAGCUAGAGGAUUUCCUCAAAAAUUUGGUCUGA
Molecule: messenger RNA, 669 nt
Organism: Vigna umbellata (rice bean)
Lineage: Eukaryota; Viridiplantae; Streptophyta; Magnoliopsida; Fabales; Fabaceae
Source: RefSeq, a predicted model, not a curated record